AUGCAUCACUCCAAUCAAUACGGUUCAUUACUCUCGGAAGACAUGCCACAACGAACACCGGAUGAUAUUCUUUUUAAUAAUCAGGUAUAUCAACAUCACCAAGGAACAAGAUAUCGUUGGAGUGAGCAACAGUCUCAGAUAUUUCAGGACUAUGUCCAAGAAUUUCCAAACGACUACGUAUGGAAUAUCAACAUACUUCUGGAGAGACUAGAUCUUCAUGGCUAUGGGGGAAUUGAGACCAAGCAAGGCCUCGAUUUCGAGGGGAAGAUAUUGAUUCCAAAAGUGUUGCAGAAGAUUAUAAACGUUGUUCGUGAUCUCGAAGAAAGCAAUCAUAGAGGUAAUCAACGCACUCUACAUAACCAAAACUCGUACUCAUCUACUCAAACGGAUCAUCGCUAUCCACCCUGGCAUAUUUCAAAUCCCUCCGAGGAGAAUACUGAGCCCUAUCUUAGCUAUUAUAACGCGGUUAAAAUAGAGGACAACGAGCAUCCCGAAACUACAGUUCCACAGUCAUUACUCCUCGACACACAAUCUCCUCCAAGUCAGGACCUACAUAGGAUCGAUGAGCUCGUGGGCAUGGUACGCUUACUUCAGGAACAAGUAAAUAACAUAGAGAAUACUAUAAAUGCAAUAGCCGACCAAGUAGCCGACGCUUUGGGGUUGCAAUAGUUACGUCGGACAAUGGCCGUGCGCAUCGGUAGAAUUAUAAAAGGAAGAGACAAAAAAGGGGGGAGAAACAUUAUCUUUUUUUUGUAUUAACAAGGUUGAUCCACCGAGUUCAUUAGGUUGUCUUUGGGUGUCGCUCGUUUUCGGUUGGUCAUUCAUUCUCUAUAAUUAAUAAAUAUUUAAAUAUGCUCAGAGUUCCAAUGACUAGUUUAAACCCCUUGAUGAUUUAUUUACAGUAUUAGUAUCUUGUUACAUUGUAUGAAUACCUAUCACAAUAGUUACAACUUACCUAAGAUACCUAGGUAACUAAUAAUAGACUCAACUUCCUUACCGUCUAUACUUAUGAGAAUGCCGAAGAUUGGAAUAAAACAGGUUGAAGAGGGCGGGUAAAUAAUCUGACAAACAUAAUUCAGUUAUUCCGUCGACAUUAACAAGAUGAGCAUAAC
Molecule: messenger RNA, 1112 nt
Organism: Daldinia decipiens
Lineage: Eukaryota; Fungi; Ascomycota; Sordariomycetes; Xylariales; Hypoxylaceae
Exons: 2
Coding region: 1-669 (222 amino acids)
Source: RefSeq, a predicted model, not a curated record